CUAGGUGACGGCGGGAGAAGGGUCGGCCGGGCCGGAUGAGCAAGUUGUCCGCCGCGGAGCAGCAGAGAUUUUUGCUGUGAGAUUUUUACCAGUUACAAUUCACCAUGGGGGAUAUUCUGGCUCACGAGUCUGAAUUACUCGGACUAGUGAAAGAGUAUUUAGAUUUUGCUGAAUUUGAGGACACCUUGAGAACAUUUUCAAAAGAGUGCAAAAUGAAAGGGAAACCAUUAUGUAACACAGCAGGUGGAUCUGUGAAGGACUCCAAAUCAUUGACAAUUCAGAAGGAUCUCUUGACUGCAUUUGACAACGGAGAGCAGAAGGUGUUCUUCGAUUUGUGGGAAGAGCACAUUCCCAGCUCCAUCCGAGAUGGCGACUCCCUUGCCCAGAAGUUGGAAUUCUACCUUCACAUCCAUUUUGCCAUCUAUCUUCUGAAACACUGUGUUGGGAGACUGGACAAGCAGGAGUUAGAUGAAAAGAUGUCUUAUUUCAAAACCUACCUGGAGACGAAAGGGGCAGCACUGAGCCAAACCACGGAGUUCCUUCCUUUCUAUGCCCUCCCUUUUGUGCCCAACCCUAUGGUCCACCCCUCAUUUAAAGAACUCUUCCAGGAUUCUUGGACUCCAGAGUUAAAGUUGAAGCUAGAAAAAUUUCUAGCUUUAAUUUUUAAAGCCAGUAACACACCAAAGCUUUUGACCAUCUAUAAGGAGAAUGGACAAAAUAACAAAGAAAUGUUGCAGCAGCUUCACCAGCAGCUGGUGGAGGCUGAGCGUCGGUCAAUGACAUACCUGAAGCGCUACAAUAAGAUCCAGGCAGACUACCACAACCUCAUCGGGGUCACAGCCGAGCUGGUGGAUUCUCUAGAGGCCACUGUCAGUGGCAAGAUGAUUACCCCCGAGUACCUGCAGAGUGUCUGUGUCCGCCUCUUCAGUAACCAGAUGAGGCAGAGCCUGGCGCACAGCAUGGACUUCACUAGGCCUGGAACGGCCUCAACCAUGUUACGAGCCUCCUUGGCACCUGGGAAGUUGAAGGAUGUUCCAUUACUGCCCUCCCUGGAUUAUGAGAAACUGAAGAAGGAUUUAAUUUGGGGGAGUGACCGCUUGAAAGCCUUCUUGUUGCAGGCUCUGCGCUGGCGCUUAACCACAUCCCAUCCUGGAGAGCAAAGAGAGACGGUUCUGCAAGCCUAUGUCAGCAAUGACCUCUUGGACUGUCACAGCCACAACCAGAGGAGUGUCCUACAGCUGCUGCACUCCAAGAGUGAUGCGGUUCGGCAGUACACGGCCAGGCUCAUCAACGCUUUGGCGUCCCUAGCUGAAGGUCGCCUCUACCUUGCCCAGAACACAAAGGUGCUGCGGAUGCUGGAAGGAAGGCUGAAGGAGGAGGACAAGGACGUCAUCACCCGGGAGAAUGUUCUCGGGGCCUUGCAGAAGUUCAGCCUCAGGCGCCCACUGCAGACUGCAAUGAUCCGAGAUGGCCUCAUCUUCUGGCUGAUCGAUAUUCUGAAGGACCCCGACUGCCUGUCCGACUACACGCUGGAGUACGCAGUGGCCUUGCUUAUGAACCUCUGCCUCCGCAGUGCAGGGAAGAACAUGUGUGCCAAGGUGGCAGGCCUCGUGCUGAAAGUCCUUUCGGAUCUUCUUGGCCAUGAAAACCAUGAGAUACAGCCAUAUGUGAAUGGAGCUCUGUACAGCAUCCUUUCCAUCCCAUCCAUCCGUGAGGAGGCCAAAGCAAUGGGAAUGGAAGACAUCCUGCGCUGCUUCAUCAAAGAAGGCAAUGCUGAAAUGAUCCGCCAGAUAGAAUUCAUCAUCAGGCAGCUUAAUUCCGAAGAGCUACUGGAUGGCGUUCUUGAAUCUGAUGAUGAUGAAGAUGAAGAUGAUGAAGAGGACCAUGACACCAUGGAAGCCGAUCUGGACAAAGACGAACUGAUCCAGCCCCAGCUGGGAGAACUGUCAGGCGAGAAGCUUCUGACAACGGAGUAUUUGGGAAUCAUGACCAACACGGGCAAGAUGCGGCAGAAGGGGCAAGCCAACGUGCAGUGGAGUGGGGACGAGCCCCUGUGCAGGCCUGUCACCCCAGGAGGCCACAGGACUGGGUGCCCAGUGCUGGGAGACCAUCUCAUUUCUUCUCAGAAUGCACAACAAGGCAGAAAUGGCCGCCUGCAGGCCAUGCCAGCCACUCACCUGUUCAUCUACAAAGAGAAGAAGCCUGGUGAGGCACAGUGUGGCACGUCCUCCUCAUCAGCCAUGGACGCCAAGCCAGGAUACUGGUCAUCAACAGGACACCAGGAAGAGCCUCGUCUAUCCCCCACAGCAACCCCCAGCUGGCCAAGGGACAUGACUCAGGACCCAGGCAGGGGAGAGACCACCAGGGAAUUUACCUCAACCUUCAACUGCAAGCUGUGGGCUCCCUGCACCCCAGAGACCUUGGAGCUGAAACCACCCAAGGCAAAGGCGUCCGCUCUGGCCCCUCAGUUCUCUUUGUGUGGCCCACAGCAAGCCAACCGCCCUGGCUCCACAAGGAGCCUGCAGAGAAGUGAAGAUGGCUUCUUUCCCUGGGUGUCACCAUCACGUUGCCUAAGGACCAGCCAGCAGCUGCAGGUGACAGAUAUGAAGAGACACUUGUCUACAAGACACUGGGCACUGGGGAGCUGAGGAAGGCUGGUGCUCCAGGCCACUGAGGAGCGAGACCAAUGAAGCCCCGCCAUCCAGGCACUGUCUCCUCUGGACAGAGUCACAUGAGGAGGACUGGGAGAGCCUGCUAUUGCCCUCCUGGGGAGGGGAAAUUCCCUGGUCACCUUUCACCCCCAGAGGAGGAGACGGGUGGCCUUUGCCCUCAAGAGACCUUCUGUUCCAGGAAGAGCUAGCUCCAGAUUUGGCAUCCCCGGCCCUCACAAGGACUUUUCUGGGCAGAUAGUGGAAUGCCAGGCCAAUGAGCUGCCUCUUCCUAGAUUUCUGAGCAGGGCUGCCUCGUGGAAGCUGGCUUUCCUCACUUAGACCAACUGCAAGGACGCAGGGAGGGAGGAUAAGGGACCCUCAUCUCAAGCCAUGAUCAACAGUACUACUUUUCUCCUCUUUGAAACUCUGAUAAAGAAUAUGGGGGGAGCAGCCUGUGCUUCUGCACACAUUUUGUUUGUUUAUUUGUUUGUUUGGUGGUCCUAGGGUUUGAACUCAGGGCCUCACGCUUGCCAGGCCUGCACUCUACCUCUUGAGCUGCUCCACCAGCCCUGUUUUGUGUUGUUUUUCGGGAUAGGGUCUCACCAACUUCUUGCCUGAGCUAGCUUUGAAACUUGCUCUUCCUGAUCUCUGCCUCCUGAGUAGCUAGGAUUACAGGCGUGAGCCACCAGCACCCAACUUGUACAUGGUUUUAAAGGCUUUAAAAAGGUGACCAGUUUUAGCCAGGCAUGGGUGGCACAUGCCUCCAAUCCCAGCACCCAGAAGGCUGAGGCAAAAGAAUUGAGAGUUUGAGAUCAGCCUGGGCUUCAUAGCA
Messenger RNA from Castor canadensis (American beaver), 3483 nucleotides. It is a transcript of the gene Armc9, whose product is annotated as armadillo repeat containing 9. Lineage: Eukaryota; Metazoa; Chordata; Mammalia; Rodentia; Castoridae. The record is from RefSeq and is a predicted model, not a curated record. Gene Ontology annotation, biological process: cilium assembly. Gene Ontology annotation, cellular component: ciliary basal body; ciliary tip; centriole. Gene Ontology annotation, molecular function: protein binding.